Messenger RNA from Coffea arabica (coffee), 384 nucleotides. Lineage: Eukaryota; Viridiplantae; Streptophyta; Magnoliopsida; Gentianales; Rubiaceae. The record is from RefSeq and is a predicted model, not a curated record.
AUGAAGGCGGUGAUAAAAGAAACACUGAGGCUGCACCCACCAGUGCCCUUGCUACUUCCCAGAGAAUGCAGGGAGCCUGGUGAAACUGGGGGCUAUGACGUAUCAGUCGGAACGAGAGUCUUGAUCAAUGGUUGGGCGAUCAACAGGGAUCCUGAGUUUUGGGAGGAUCCUGAAAGUUUUAAGCCGGAGAGAUUUCUGGAUAAUGGAAUCGAGUUCGUGGAGUAUCUACCAUUUGGAGGAGGAAGAAGGAUAUGCCCUGGAAUUGCAUUUGGGGUGGCCUGCGUGGAUCUUGCUCUGGCUCAACUGGUCUCCCACUUCGACUGGAAACUCCCCGGGGGAGCAAAACCAGAAUCCCUCGACAUGACUCGAGGACUUCGGUAUUGA